UGCGGUGGCUCAGAGCUGAGCCGAGCCCAGAUCCCAGCACCAGCCUCCGCCGCCAGCCCGGACCAUGAGCCGCCCCGAGAGCUUCGCCCCCGGCAGCGCCCUGCUGCUGCUGCUGCUGCUAGCGGCCUGCCCCGCGUUGUGCCGGGGUGCCCCCAUGGACGGCGAGCUGCGGUGCCAGUGCCUGCAGACCGAGGCCGCGGUGAUCCCCCCCAAGCGCAUCGCCCACAUGGAGCUGAUCCCCGAGGGGCACCACUGCGGGGUGCCAGAAGUCAUAGCCACCACGAAGAAUGGCAAGAAAGUCUGUCUGGAUCCCACCGCGCCCUGGGUCAAGCUGAUCGUCACCAAGAUCCAGAACAGUAUUGCACCUGUGGACCAACCUGCCCUGACAGACCCCGUCAUUCCUCUGGACCCAAAAUAAGGAUUUAACUUACCCGUUGCAAGAGGAGAAUUUUGAGGGAUAGCACCUGUGUAUUAGCAAACAUGUUAACCUGG
Mauremys reevesii (Reeves's turtle) is the source of this 492-nucleotide messenger RNA. Its product is annotated as growth-regulated alpha protein-like. The transcript has 4 exons. The record is from RefSeq and is a predicted model, not a curated record. Gene Ontology annotation, biological process: chemokine-mediated signaling pathway; antimicrobial humoral immune response mediated by antimicrobial peptide; neutrophil chemotaxis. Gene Ontology annotation, cellular component: extracellular region. NCBI's taxonomy places the organism in Eukaryota, Metazoa, Chordata, Testudines, Geoemydidae. The coding region runs from base 65 to 418 and encodes 117 amino acids. Gene Ontology annotation, molecular function: CXCR chemokine receptor binding; chemokine activity.